AGGUGUCUAAGAACUCUUUCUUCUUCAUUAGCUGAAUUGUCCGCCACACUGUCCAACAGUCUACUGACACCGCCUUUCCUCCGCCCGUUCCAACUUCGCGCUCUUCAGUUAAUUAAUCUGCUCGUGCGAUAUGCCGUAUCUGGUUCGUGAGCAUCUAUUCAUUGGCAACAUAGGUGAUGCAGCAGAAGUUCUUGAGCAUGGUAGUGAUGAGAUUACGCAUAUCUUGUCCGUCCUUAGCUCAGCUUCAAUAUCCUUUUUCUCAGAAUGGCGUUCUGGGCUUUCUAUACCAGCCAAAGAGAUUCGGAAGGAAUGUGUUGGGGAUUCAGGAAAUGCCGACGCUAUAACUGAUGAGAAUAAGAGCGCAUCAUCACCUAAGAAACUCCUCUACUCGUUAGAACAUGCAGGGAAAGAUUUGAAGUUUGUAAGGAUGACUGCGCCCUUGAGAGACAUGGAGAAUGAGAAUUUGCUGGAUUCUUUGGAUGUUUGUUUGGAUUUUAUCGAACAAAGUAGAAAAGAGGGGUCUGUGUUGGUGCAUUGCUUUGCUGGUGUAUCAAGAAGUGCAGCCAUCAUUGCAGCUUACCUGAUGAAAACUGAACAACUAUCUCAAGAAGAUGCAGUUGAAUCUUUACGUCAAAGCUGUGAAUUUGUCUGCCCAAAUGAUGGUUUCCAAGAUCAGUUGAAAAUGUUUGAAGAAAUGGGUUUCAAAGUUGAUAAAGCUAGCCCCAUUUACAAACGCUUCCACCUAAAAGUCCUAGGUGAUAGUUAUAAUCGUGGAGAAAGAAUAGACACCUCUAAGUUUGGGGCUGAUCCAGGCUCGGCAACGGAAAACAUUCCUUCAGAUGUGGAUGUGGAUGUGUCCUUGACUAAGGAAACAGCUCCUGCCCGAUCUUACCGCUGCAAGAAAUGCCGGAGAGUUGUGGCGCUGCAGGGGAAUGUUGUAGAUCAUGUUCCAGGAGAGGGUGAGACAGCAUUUCAGUGGUAUAAAAGGAGAAGUGGCAAUCCUUUUAACAAACCUGAUGACGAGUGUUCAUCUGUCUUUGUUGAGCCUUUAAAAUGGAUGAGAACAGUUGAAGAAGGUGCCUUGGAGGGCAAGCUUUUAUGUGCGCACUGUGAAGCUCGCUUGGGUUACUUCAAUUGGUCAGGUAUUCAGUGCAGUUGUGGAAGCUGGAUUACCCCUGCUUUUCAACUCCAUAAAAGCCGAGUGGAUAUCAGCAGCAUGUGAAAUUUUACAAAGGAAGAAGGUUGUGGCAUGGAAAUACUAAUACAUUGGGGAACUUAUUACAUUAAAACCAAACUAAUCUGGCUUAUACAGUUUUGAGAACCUCUACCAAGAUAAAUACUAAGGGAACCAAUCCCUCUUACCUGCUCUUUCACAUAAAUUACUUGGAGGCCUGGGACUGGGCUGCACCUCUUAUUAUAGGAUAUACAUUCAUAAGCUGUAUAAUCAAAGUAUACUGAUUGAAUGCACUUUCUUGUCCAAUGGAAGAUUUAUCUGGACAAGUAUAUACAAGUUGUGUCUAUCUAUUUGUCAAAAUCUUUUUAAGAUUCCCAAAUUAAAGUA
Molecule: messenger RNA, 1561 nt
Organism: Nicotiana attenuata
Lineage: Eukaryota; Viridiplantae; Streptophyta; Magnoliopsida; Solanales; Solanaceae
Product: dual specificity protein phosphatase 12-like
Exons: 7
Coding region: 131-1222 (363 amino acids)
Biological process (GO): protein dephosphorylation
Molecular function (GO): protein tyrosine/serine/threonine phosphatase activity
Source: RefSeq, a predicted model, not a curated record